Messenger RNA from Angiostrongylus costaricensis, 1701 nucleotides. Lineage: Eukaryota; Metazoa; Nematoda; Chromadorea; Rhabditida; Metastrongylidae. The record is from the annotation of a GenBank genome assembly.
AUGAAGAAAAAAAAAGCUGAAAACAUAUGCUCUGCUUUCAUCCGCCUUACAUAUACAGUGAUAAAUAAAAGAGGAGUUCAUAGGAGGUUUUAUCAAGACUACCGUGAUUUCAUUAGUGUCAACUGUACAUUUAGGGAGAACAGCGAGGAAUCUCCGGCAUUCGUGCAGGAGCCAGCCGGAUUUAUCUCUUCAUUGAGAAUCACAAGGAGGGUGGAAUUUAAAAACAACUCUCGUACGCAGAACAUGCCAUCAGACACUGUCGGUAAUAACCGAAAGAAGAAAAUAGUGACUGAACGAAAAUCUUUGCCACCUCUUAUGUCUCCAUCUCCGACGAGCCCAAUUCACAGGAUGUCGAAGUUGUUCACAUCGCUGUUUGCCAAGGAGCGUAAAGUCGACUUGCGAAGAAAGUGGUCGGCCACAUAUAAUAAAAUGAUCGAGCUUUCAAAAGUUCUCGAGGAAAACGAAGAGUUACCGGGAGCACGAGUGUUUAGCACACGCGUCUAUGAUCUGGUCAUGGACAAUGCCAAGAAUACAUCGGCAAAUCAUGUUCAGGUGGAUAUGCCACCUUUCCUUAAAAAAGUAUUCGAUCUCGUGAGCUCCUUCAAAGGAGGGUCGUCUUCUCGAAUUCUCAGCCCAAGGAUUGCUCCUGUGGUUCCGCAAAUACGUCCUCGUAAAGGUGUCCUCUCUCCAUCAGUAUUUCCUUUCUACAACGACGAAAGAGAGGAACAAAUACUACCUAUUCCUAAGGUGUUGAGGAACUUAGACUCAUUUGCCUUGGGAAAAAAGCUAUUAUCAGCAACCGAGAGGAUUGGAGAGCGCUUCGAGAAGCUACGAAAUUCCUUGUCAAAUGUUCAAAAGAAGGAAAUGGAUAAAAGAGGCUUCACCUUCUUGGAACCGACACAGAUGAAAAAACUUUACAAAAUGCGAGAAGACAUCAGUUUUUUCGUUGAUUUAUCGAAUAAUUUGGGUACCCACCAUACCCACCAGAGUGCCUCAACUCGUUCUUGUAAUCCACCAGAGUUGCCAAUAGAUCUCGAAAGACUGAAAGUGCCUGAAGUUGGGGCAAUGCUAGACGAGUACGAUGCAUUGCCUAAAGAACACCGUGAAGAAACUCUAUGGGAAGCGAUUGCAAAAAUUGCUGGCAAAACGCAUCGCCGCAAACGUCAAAUCAGUGUACUGACACCAUCCAUCCUCAGUCCUGUACUAUUCUCUCCUGUAUUUGGCGCUAGCAUACUCGGGCCCGUCGCACUUUCGCCAAGUGUCUUUUCUCCGGUAAUUUUAGCUCCAUCUGUUCUGUCACCGGUCAUGCUUUCACCGAGUGUAGGUGUUCCAGUCAUACUUUCCCCAAGCGUUCUCUCGCCAUCUGUUUUAAAUCCAGGAUUCUUAAAUGUCGCUGUCUUGUCACCUAGUGCGCUCGCACCAUCUGUUCUUAGCCCAGAAGUAGCUAGUCUAUCAAUCUUAAGUCCUUUCGUACUCUCACCCUCCAUCUUGUCCCCUGCAGCACUUGCAGGCUCUGUGCUUUCUCCUGGUGCCUUGUCACCGAACAUUCUUGGUAGGGGUUUUCUCAUAGCAACCGUACUGUCUCCAUCGUUUUUAUCAUGUCAACCAAUGCCUGUUAAGGAAAUAGGGAAGCACACCUUUCAAGCAAAAAAAAUGUUUCGUAAUUAUCGCUUUUUUUCGAAAUUUCUUUUUAAUAAAUAG